UUCACUGUUUUAAACUAGCCUAAAAUCUAAUCAAAAUUUUAACCCCCGUUUACAAUUUUUUUUACUUAAAAAAUGUGAAUAAAAACACCAGUUAAUUUUGUGAUCUUAAUUAAAAAAUUGGCAUAUAUUAUUAAUGAUAUAAUCAAUAAUCAUGCACUAAGUCAGAUUGCACAUUCAUCCCUAAACAAAAUAUAAUUCGGUUUUGAAGUACAAUUCUAUCGCUUCAGGUUUGCAUACUUAUUGUAUGUUUGUAUUACAAUAGGCUAAAAAGUAUGGUCUUUGGAGAUUUUACAAUCCCCAAACACCGAAUUGCUGAGAUUUUAUUAUUCAUUAAAAAAAUUCUGUGGUCAUCUUAAGCAUUGAGCUUGUUGAGACUAGGUACAGCUUUUUACAGCAUAAAGUCAUGAUAAUUUUCAGCUAUGAAAUAAUGCACCAAAUUUUCCAUUUUUCAAUGGAAAAACAAAAUAUGUUAUUUUUUCUUGUGUGACUGUCAGACCAGUUUUAAAUACCAGCGACGGAUAGUUCAGUUGGUAGAGCACUGACUAGAGAUUAGGGGGCCCAGGUUUGAAAUCCAGUGUGGUCUAGCUGUCAUUAUUUCUCCCAUCCUGUUACAUUUGGUAACAUGCCACCCCCUAGAAUUGACUUAUUGAAUCAAGAAAUGUUCACUCAGUAAUCUGAUAUAUUGCACUUAAUGCAAACAGUUGUUAUGCUUGCAACACACCCCACCACUCAAUGGGUACAUGUACUAUCAAAUUUUAUUAAUAAUUCAUUUUAUCAAAAAAUCUUCACACGAUAAUCUGAUAUGUUGCAUUCCCAUCCCACCCCCACCCAGUAAUAGUACAUUUGUAAUACAUAAUACUUCACAAAUCUACAAAGGAGAGGAUGUAAACUAUUAAAUGAUUAAAUGAUAAAUUAAUAAUAUUUGGUUAUAGAUACAUGUAUGUAAUUAUGCAGGGUAGGGGGUCUUUACACCUGCAAGAAACAUCAUUUUUUCCAAACUGAAAACCAUGCACAUGGCUUACAGGAACUGAAUGUAACAUUAAUGUUACAGAUUUACAUGCAGUAUUUAGGUGAUUAAUAAAUCAGUCACUUCUUUUAUGUUUAUUAUCCAGUUACCAGUUGUACUAUUGAUAUGCAUGUUUUUAAUUAGCAUGCAUUGAUCUGAUUAAACAGACAGAUAGCUAGUGGAUGAUUCUUGUUCCAAGCAUUCAUUACUAGCUUCUUUGAUAUCAUUUUAUUGCUCAAAAAAUUCUCAUUAAUGUAUGCAGAUCUGCAUCUUUUUUCAUGAAUUUAAAAUUUAAUUUUAGUAUUGAGAUAAUAUGAAAACUCAAAGUUCCCAUGCAGUUAAACCCUAAAAAUUAUUUGAAUUAAUUUUGAUACUGAUCAUUUAUAAAGUAACCCACUGUAUUUGCAGAACAACAUGUAACUAUAUUAGAUGUGCAUGCUUAUUGUUUAAAAAAGAGUUCCAUUGAUUAUGACUUUCCCCUUAGAUUUUUUGGUCAGCCCCUUCCUCAAACAAAACAGAAUUGUUUAUUAUUAUCAUGUAUUAUGCCCUCCCUCGAAGAAGGGAUAUUGCUUUGCUGCUGUCUGUUUGUCGGUAGGUAUGUCUGUAUGUAGGUCCACCAACAGUUUCUGUUCAUUUUCAUCGCAGAGGAUUAAAAUAUUUGGUGUACAGGUUAAUCAUGAUAAUAUCUAAGUCAAGUUAGACAUUGAGUACAAUCAAGCAAUUUUCAACAGUUAUGCCCCUUGCACGUAGAAAAAUUCCAAUUAUUUGCAAUUUCCAUUUUUUCCUCACAGAUGUGAUAACAUGCUCUAAUAAUUUUUCAGAUACCAAAACUUCUGCAAAGCAAGAACUUGCAGAAAGGACCGAAGCACCCAAAGAUGUUGCUGUAGUGUCAGAAAAAGAUGGGAAAAGAGAGAGAAAAAUGACCUCAAAGAUGGAAGAGAGUACAAAGGAUGUCACAAGGUCCGCAGUAAAGCCUGCGAAAAAAGGCAAUCUGCAGACAAACGGAAAGAGAAAAAAAUCAAGUAAAAAAGAAUUGCCAUCAGCUUCAUGUCUUGAAAGUGUUGAGACAUUACCAGAUAAAUCAAAGAAGAAGAAAAGUAAGGACGCUUCCAUUAAAAAGGCAACAGAAAAAAAUAAGAAAGAUAUAUCUCAUGUUGCUGACAUAUUAAUGUCCUCGCUAAUGGAGGAGGAAGAUUCCAACAAUUCUUCAUCCCUGAAAAGUGGAUCACAAUCUACUGGAGACCCAAAACUAGCAAGCCAGCUUUCUUUGACAUCAUCAAGAUCAUCGUCUCCAACACCUUUAUUUUCUGCACAGCCAGAAACAGCGACAACCUCAUCAAGGACACCACAGUCAUCGUCGUCAUGGACACCACAUUUGUCCUCAUCAUGGACGCCACAUUCAUCAUCAACAUGGACACCUUAUUCAUCAUCAACAUGGACACCACAAUCCCAACCAGUAUCAUCCUCAUGGACACACCAUUGUGAAUCAUCAUGGACACAACAACAAUCCCAGUCACAUUUUUCACUCUGGACACCACAGCCCCAACAACAUCCAUCUUCAUCUUGGACAUCACCUCAGUCGUCAGGUACAUCGCUUCAUUCCCAGGAGGGUGGUUAUCAGUCCUCAAGUUCCUUAUCAGGAGAGGCUGUUGUAGUGUCAAUGGAUAUUGACAGACUUCAGACAAGCCAGACGUAUCAAUCCUCUUGUAGAAGCUGUGACCAAUUGAAAUUUAACAUAGAGACUCUGCAGCGUCAGUUAUAUGAAUUGCAGCAGACACACUCUGUCUACAACACCAGAUUAUAUCAGCUUGAACAGCAGGUGACACAAAUGAAGUCGAAUAUUCAAGGAACUGUGGCAGGCAUCAGUGGACUACAGGAUCAACAACCAACAGUUGAAGUAGUUUCAGAAAUUCUAUAUAAUGGAUUUACAAAGGCACAGCUGGAACAUGACCUUCCUAGCAGAGGAUGGAAGUCUGAUGCUAAGUGGCUGCUAAGGAUAAUGUUUUCAUUAGCAGAACUGAAAGGCCAUUCUAUAACUGGCCAUCAUGGCAGCAAAAAGACUGGAGCAGCUCGGCCCCCGUUAGAAAACCGAGACAAACUUCGAGUCCUUUAUGACAUCAUAAAGGAAAAGUAUCCUGGCCGAAUGAUUACAGACAUUAAUUUAGUGCUUGCUGAUGUGGUCAAACCGUCUGCAGCUGGGAUGUCAUCAACUCUUUAAAGGUCUAUUGGCAGCACUUGAUUUAAACUACCCCAUUAAUGGAUGGUUUGACAUUAUAUCUUAUCAUUAGAUCAUUUUGAUCUGAGAAAAUGGAAUUAGGUUCGGACGCUAAGAAUUUUAAUGUGUUUUUUUAAUUAUUAUUUACACAAACUCAGGAUAUGAAUUUUGCAUGUUAAUUUUUUUUGUAUGUAUAUAUUUCAGAUAAUAUUAUCUUCAUGUAUUUAAUAAUAAUUUUCCAUAUCUUGAUUACUGUGAGACCUUGUUAGUGUUUUAUUUUCAUUUGGAAGUGAUUCGGAAACCACUUGGAGGUUAACUUGGAAACCAUUCGGAGGCGACUUGGAAGUAAUUCGGAAGUUACUUGGAUAUUACACGGAGAAUGUAUUGAGCUGUUUGAUAUUUGGAAUUUAUUCGGAAGCAUUCGAAAUAGUGUUCCAAUACUCCAAAUUGUUAUUCAGAAAUUCCAAAUUAUGAUUUCCAAAUAAUUAUUCGGAAAUUCCAAGUCUGACUUGGAAUUUCUACACACGGGAUUGAUCGAACCUUAGUGACCGAAAUAGACAGGAAUGAAAUCUAGAUGCCUCUUUUAUCAAUUGGUUGAAACCACCAUUGCUUUUAGGAAAAUCAUAGACUGCAUAAAAUAAUAAUGAUGAUGUCAGACUCAAACUCCAAUAUGAGACAAUUUGUUUCUUUCUUUAAUCCAACGACUUAAGUACAUUAACUGUAAAUUCAUUUAACGAUAUAAUUUAGACACAAAAACACUUAAAACCAACAUGCUCUCAAAUAUCAGUAUACCUUGUAUUCCUACGCACUAUGAACUUGCGCGAGAGUUGGUGCGUGGCGCGACGUAACAACGCCACAGCCAGCGCGAAAUCACUGCGCGAAAAAAUAAUAUAACCAAAUGAUGAAAUGUACUGCAUGUUAUGUACUAUAAUUAAUGAAUUCUCAUGAAAUCUACACCAACAAGUAUUCCAUUUUAUUUGUAUUUCAUAAAUGUAUAUUCAUUCAUAUUUUUCUGGUUUUUUUCUUCUUUUUAAGAGGCUGGCCUUCACAAGCUUUUAUAAGAAAUAUAGAAUCACGAGGCAGUUCUUAUUUUUUUCCCUUUGUACA
This is a messenger RNA of Magallana angulata, 4328 nucleotides long. RefSeq lists its product as uncharacterized. The transcript has 9 exons. Bases 1740 to 3224 code for a protein of 494 amino acids. Lineage: Eukaryota; Metazoa; Mollusca; Bivalvia; Ostreida; Ostreidae. The record is from RefSeq and is a predicted model, not a curated record.